CCCCCCCUCGCAGCCCAACCACAAGCCCUCUGCUUCGCAAGUGGGGAGGAGUCGCCGGCCGCCAGUGGGUUGCCUCAGAGCGGGGAGGCCCCCUGUAUAAAGGGGGAGGUUGGCGUCGCCGCCAGAACUUUGUUUGUCUCUGGAGGUGGCGUAGCUGUGUAGGGACUUGCGAGCAGAAGUGCCGGGAAGCUCCCGAGAGACGGCUUGAGCCAUGGGAUCGAGUCCGGAUUUGUCUCCUGAAGUCUAUAUUUUCUUUGAAAAUACUACCGAGGAGCCAGGCUCUGGUGAUGAUGGGUUCGUCCAAGGUCAGUGUUCGAAAGAAGAAACUGCCGAUUUCAACCGGAUCUUCUUGCCAACCAUCUUCUCCAUCAUUUUCCUGACAGGAAUAAUUGGCAAUGGCUUGGUUAUUAUCAUCAUGGGCUACCAAAAGAAGCUGAGGAGCAUGACCGACAAGUAUAGGCUGCACCUGUCUGUGGCUGACCUUUUGUUUGUCAUCACUUUGCCCUUCUGGGCUGUGGAUGCUGUCAUCAACUGGUACUUUGGAGAUUUCUUGUGCAAACUGGUCCAUAUUAUUUACACUGUCAACCUGUAUAGUAGUGUCUUGAUCUUGGCCUUUAUAAGCUUAGAUCGGUACCUGGCAAUUGUGCAUGCUACCAACAGCCAGAGACCCAGGAAGUUGUUGGCUGAAAGGAUCAUCUACUUGGGCGUUUGGCUACCAGCUCUGCUUCUGACAGUGCCUGAUAUGAUCUUUGCUAGCACUAAGGAGCUUAAGGAGCUUGGUGGGGAAUAUGUAUGCCAACCAUUUUACCCUCAUGAAAAGUGGCUGAUUUCGUUCAGAUUUCAGCAAAUCUUAGUAGGCCUUGUCCUGCCUGGUCUUAUCAUACUGACUUGCUACUGCAUUAUCAUUUCAAAGCUGUCGCACUCCAAAGGCCAGCAGAAGCGCAAAGCCCUGAAGACCACCAUCAUCCUUAUCAUCGCCUUCUUUGCCUGCUGGUUACCUUACUACAUUGGCAUCAGUAUUGACACCUUUAUCCUCCUUGGAUUCAUCAACAAUGGCUGUCAGUUUGAUUCAAUCGUGCACAAGUGGAUCUCCAUUACAGAAGCCCUGGCAUUUUUCCACUGUUGCCUAAAUCCCAUACUUUAUGCUUUUCUGGGUGCCAAAUUCAAGACAACAGCCCAAAAUGCAUUUAGCUCUGUGAGCAGAGGAUCAAGCCUUAAGAUCCUUUCCAAAGGCAAACGAGGGGGACAUUCUUCUGUUUCGACAGAGUCAGAGUCUUCCAGUUUCCAUUCCAGUUAACACAUCAUCUUCUGUCUUCUCCAGCUAUUUGUAAAAAUGGGACUUUUUUUUUUACUCCUUCCACAAAGUUUUGGAGGGGGGAAUCCUCCAAGAUCAUGUACAAGUUCAUUCCCAGUUGGAAUUGUGUAUUGCUUUUAGUCUUCUGUGGAACAUAAUGGACCUAUUUAUAAAAAAUUAAAAACUAUACCAUGUUGACAAGUGUCUAGGCAGGACCUGUGAAUAAGUGGCAAAGAGAAAAAGUUUUACUGCUUUUCUGUCUCGUUGUACAUAUGUUAAUGUCACUGUGUUCCAAUAUAACACUUUGAGCUUAGGAUAGCCAGUGUGUGUGAGUUCUUUGUAUAUAAAGGAAAUAUUUCAAAUGUACCUGUUGGGAAGAAGGCAUCAUCUUCUAUCUGGAUGUUUAGGACUCUGUCCAAGAUUGCAUAAGCUGUUUUGAUGUACACUAGUUUCAUUUCAUUGUAGACAAUGGAUGCAGUCCACAUCCUACUGAAGGCAAUGGUAAACCGCAUUGAAUUGAAUGCAGCUGGAUUGCAUCCUGUGGCACUUAUAACCAAAUAUCUUCCAUCAAAUGCUCUUUUAGCAACACAUUGGUUUCCAAAUCUGCCAUAUAAAGCUGUAAAUAAAAGUAUGUUACAAAGAAAACUAUUUGGAAUGG
Hemicordylus capensis (graceful crag lizard) is the source of this 1952-nucleotide messenger RNA. RefSeq names its product C-X-C motif chemokine receptor 4 (gene CXCR4). Lineage: Eukaryota; Metazoa; Chordata; Lepidosauria; Squamata; Cordylidae. Gene Ontology annotation, cellular component: membrane. Gene Ontology annotation, molecular function: chemokine receptor activity; cytokine binding. Bases 212 to 1297 code for a protein of 361 amino acids. The transcript has 2 exons. The record is from RefSeq and is a predicted model, not a curated record. Gene Ontology annotation, biological process: chemotaxis; neurogenesis; brain development.